GACGCAGAGUUCGUGCGUGCCGCCGUAGCUCGAGUGUUUGGCUCAGAGGCCGCAGGUUUCCGCUGUCAUCCUACACACAGUCACUACCUGCUGUCCAUCCUCACCGCAGAAUCCCGUUUGGCUGAAUAAACGCUUAAACUACUACUACCACCCCACACCGUACCGUGCUUAUUGGCAACAACCGACGCCAAAACACAGAAAUCAUGCCCGAAAGAAGGCCCUUCGUGCGGUUACCCACUGACGUUACCCCCGUCAACUAUGGCUUGUGUUUGAAGCCCGAUCUCAUUGACUUCACGUUUGAGGGGAAACUGGAGGCGCUGGUGGAGGUGACACAAUCGACAAAUCAGAUUGUGAUGAACUGCGCUGACAUCGACAUCAUCACAGCCUCGUUCUGUCCACAGGGAGCAGAAGAAAUUAACGCCACAGGUUUCAACUAUCAAAAUGAAGAUGAGAAAGUCACCCUGUCAUUUCCCAGUGCGCUACAGAAAGGGUCUGGCACCUUGAAGAUCGACUUUGUGGGAGAACUCAACGACAAAAUGAAAGGAUUCUACAGAAGUAAAUACACAACGGCGGCUGGAGAGGUCCGCUAUGCCGCUGUCACACAGUUUGAGGCCACAGACGCACGCAGAGCUUUCCCGUGUUGGGAUGAACCUGCCAUCAAAGCCACCUUUGACAUCAGCCUGAUCGUCCCCAAGGACCGCGUCGCCUUGUCAAAUAUGAAUGUGAUCGAUCGAAAGCCAUAUCCAGAAGAUGAGAACUUGGUGGAGGUGAAGUUUGCCACGACCCCAAUCAUGUCCACAUACCUGGUGGCCUUUGUCAUCGGAGAAUACGACUUUGUGGAGAGCCAGUCCUCCGAUGGAAUCACAGUCCGGGUCUACACUCCUGUGGGGAAGGCUGAGCAGGGAAAGUUUGCACUGGAGGUCGCUACCAAGACGUUACCUUUUUACAAAGACUAUUUCAAUGUUCCUUAUCCAUUGCCUAAGAUUGAUCUUAUAGCUAUUGCUGAUUUUGCUGCUGGUGCCAUGGAAAACUGGGGCCUUGUAACAUACAGAGAAACGGCACUACUAAUCGACCCUAAAAACUCCUGUUCCUCAUCCCGCCAGUGGGUGGCAUUGGUGGUGGGACAUGAACUGGCUCAUCAGUGGUUUGGAAACCUAGUCACAAUGGAGUGGUGGACCCAUCUGUGGCUAAACGAGGGAUUUGCAUCGUGGAUUGAGUAUCUGUGUGUGGACCACUGCUUCCCGGAGUACGACAUCUGGACCCAGUUUGUGUCGGCCGACUAUACCAGAGCUCUGGACCUGGAUGCUCUGGAUAGCAGCCACCCCAUAGAGGUGAACGUGGGCCACCCUUCUGAAGUAGAUGAGAUUUUCGAUGCCAUCUCGUACAGCAAAGGAGCCUCUGUGAUCCGAAUGCUGCACAACUACAUUGGAGAUGAGGAUUUUAGGAAAGGAAUGAAUGCAUAUCUGGUGAAGUUUCAACACAAAAAUGCAGCAACAGAGGAUCUAUGGGAGUGUCUGGAACAGGCCAGUGGCAAACCCAUCGCUGCAGUGAUGAGCUCGUGGACCAAACAGAUGGGGUUUCCAAUCAUCGUAGUCGACCAGGAACAGCAAGGAGAAGAUCGUAUUUUAAAGAUCACCCAGAAGAAGUUUUGUGCCAGUGGGCCGCAGAGUGAGGCUGUAGAGGGAGAAUGUCCGAACUGGAUGGUCCCGCUCAGUAUCUGCUCCAGUGAAGAUGCCAAAUGCACCAAACUCAAGGUCCUGCUGGACAGACCCGAGACCACCAUCACUGUGAGCGGAGUGGGACCUGACCAGUGGAUCAAGAUAAACCCGGGCACAGUAGGCUUCUACAGGAUCCAGUACAGUUCGUCAAUGUUGGAGAGUCUCCUCCCGGGGAUCAGGGACCUGAGUCUGCAGCCUGUGGACAGACUGGGGCUGCAGAACGAUCUCUUCUCUCUGGCACGUGCGGGGAUGAUCAGCACAGUGGAGGUGUUGAAGCUGAUGGAGGCAUUUGUGAAUGAGCCAAACUACACGGUCUGGAGUGACCUGAGCUGUAACCUGGGCGUGCUCUCCUGUUUGCUCUCCCACACAGACUUCCACGAGGAGAUCCAGGCCUUCAUCAGAGACCUCUUUACCCCCAUCGGACAGAAGCUGGGCUGGGAAUGCAGACCUGGGGAAGGUCAUUUGGACGCUCUGUUGCGAGGGCUGGUUCUGGGUAAACUGGGAAAGGCAGGGCAUAAACCUACUUUAGAAGAAGCUCGUCGGAGGUUUAAAGAUCAUGUGGAGGGGAAACUGGUGCUGCCUGCGGACCUCAGGAGCCCGGUGUAUUUAACUGUGCUGAAACAUGGAGAUAGUGCCACAUUGGAGACAAUGUUAAAGCUGCACAAACAGGCCGACAUGCAGGAGGAGAAGAACCGGAUUGAGAGAGUUUUAGGAGCCAUCUCUGCCCCAGACCUGAUCCAGAAAGUGCUGACCUUUGCCCUCUCGGAGGAGGUGCGCCCCCAGGACACGGUGUCGGUGAUUGGGGGAGUGGCCGGGAGCAGUAAACAGGGACGGAAAGCUGCCUGGAAGUUUGUGAAGGACAACUGGGAAGAACUGUACAACCGCUACCAAGGAGGCUUCCUCAUAUCGCGACUCAUCAAGCUUACAGUUGAUGGGUUUGCAAUCGAUAAAAUGGCUACUGAAGUGAAGAGUUUCUUCGAGUCGCAUCCCGCUCCCUCGGCCGAGCGUACUGUUGAGCAGUGCUGUGAAAACAUCCUCCUGAAUGCUGCGUGGCUCAAACGUGACGCGGACGACAUCCACCAGUAUCUACUGCAGAGAAAGUCUGCUCCUUCGGAGCAAGAACCCAGGGCCACAGCGUUGCUUUAAGACUGAAACAAGCCAAGAAUCCAAGCGCCGCAAACACAGAGACUACACUUUUUACAGAAGUGGCAUGACAGUGAACUGGGAUUGUAGUUUGGAGUGCUCCCUUCUGCCCUCUGACAGCAAAAACAACUUCUUAAUAUAACUACUUUCUGCCUCAUAUGCAUCAUUUAAUUAAUUUACAGUAUUAUAUUCUUAAAUGGGAAACCCCUGGGACAUGAGGACUCCAAAUACUAAUUAUAAAUCAAUUGUAACAAACAAAGUGAUCCUCAGCUAAUUAACCAAUAGCCUUAUUACAAUCUGAACUAUAUAUAUAAAACUAACAGGCCUAAUACUAGAAAAGUUUUUUUUUUAAUCGAAAUGACGGUGCCAUUAUAAAAUCAAAAUGGCACAAGAAGAAUGUACAUGAUUUUGAUGAAAAAAAUUACCUUUAUAAAUUGUAAAUAUUUUCUACCAGAUGGUCUUCAGACUACAUUUUACCUUGAUCUGGUUAUUGAGUUCAUUAAAAAGCAUAAGGAAAAUUAAAUAAUAUAAGUAUCAGUUUCAAUAGAAGUAACCGUUUAACAAGUUGAAUAAGUGAAAUUGUCCACAACUAACAAUCCUUAACAGCCCUACUAUACAGCUUAGUCGAUUAGUUUACUUUCAAGACUCAUAAAUAUAUAUAUACAAUCACUUUUAUCAAUUGGAAUAAUAUCGAAGUUCAACAAGUCAUUUAUUUAUCUGUUUCUCAAUAUUCUACCAAACUGAAGUUGUGAGACGUGGACUCUAUCGCAGCUACUUGAAUAAACUACUCUAUUUUAUAACCACUAAUUUAUUGAUUUUUGCCUUACAACUAUUCAUUCACUCCACUUGCUCAUUAGAUCCUAAAACUGGAUAUUACAAUACAAUUUCUUCAUUAAACACUUUUAUAUCAAGUAUUUUAACAUCUGCUGUGAUUGUGCAGAAUGGGCCUUAUACCAAGAACAUAUUUGUGACUUCUAUAUUGCUAAUAAUCAAAGGUUAGCACUUGGAUGGCGGCGCUAGCAUGGUACUACAACGAACUGUAAAAUGCAAACUUUUCUUUUUGCGGACAGUGUUCCUUCAAGACUAAAACCAUCUCCUUUCCCAAUCACCUGGAAUUGUAUAGUUCGAAUCAGAAAUAUCAGCUUCCCUAAAUGAAAAAUGUUUUUACAAGAAAAAUGCAGUGAUUUAUUUACACAAAUCCUAUUUACUUGUAAGAAAAACACUACACAUCUUUUGGGGCCUUAACAUCGGCUACAAACAAGAUGAACUUCAAGCCUUAAAUUGGUCGACUGGUUGUGAUCAUUAUAUAAAAAAAAUGGUGAAUAAAUAAUAAGUUGUAUCUGAUGUGAUGAAAUAUGCAGACUUGUUGAAAAUAUAGUUUAUAAGAUUUUAAAUGUGAGGUUUGAAACUUAAGCCUGACAAUGAGACUUCCCAGAUCAUUUGUCAAUUUGUUUGUUUCUUUUUCUUUUGUUUAAACAGUUGGUGUUCAUUAAAGUGAAAAUGAAUUAUAAAA
This is a messenger RNA of Periophthalmus magnuspinnatus, 4374 nucleotides long. RefSeq names its product aminopeptidase puromycin sensitive (gene npepps). Gene Ontology annotation, molecular function: peptide binding; zinc ion binding; metalloaminopeptidase activity. The record is from RefSeq and is a predicted model, not a curated record. Gene Ontology annotation, biological process: proteolysis; peptide catabolic process. The transcript is spliced from 23 exons. Bases 204 to 2864 code for a protein of 886 amino acids. Gene Ontology annotation, cellular component: cytoplasm. NCBI's taxonomy places the organism in Eukaryota, Metazoa, Chordata, Actinopteri, Gobiiformes, Gobiidae.